Cyprinus carpio (common carp) is the source of this 3724-nucleotide messenger RNA. RefSeq names its product T-cell activation inhibitor, mitochondrial-like. The coding region runs from base 1272 to 2747 and encodes 491 amino acids. The transcript has 11 exons. NCBI's taxonomy places the organism in Eukaryota, Metazoa, Chordata, Actinopteri, Cypriniformes, Cyprinidae. The record is from RefSeq and is a predicted model, not a curated record. Gene Ontology annotation, cellular component: mitochondrion.
GACAAAGAUGGGCAAAUGAUUAGUUCUGUCUGAUUCAAGUCCCGCUAGCUGCGCUUGUUUUCUAAAGAUAGGCAGUUGAUUACUCUUGCCUGGAUGAUUAGGCCUGAAUGAGGUAUAUGACUUAGGUUUAGUUUUAACAACAGCGAACAUGUAACACUGCUAAAUCACAGAAUCCUGGAGAGAAAAAAAAAAAGCAUGAUUUCCACAAAAAUAUUAAACCGCACAACUGGAUUGAAGACAAUGAAGAUUAGAGCAAUGGCUGCUUUUACACAGACACACUGUGAAGUGAACAACACUGAAUAACCCGUGUGGUCCGAUCCAACAGACGAGCUACUGUAGCUCAGACUGCUCAGUAAGUUAAUGCUGGUUCUGAUGGAAUGGUGACAGAAUACACAGUGCAUCAGUUUGUUGCCACAGACCAGUCAGGGUGCCAAUGCUGACCCCUGUUCACCGCAGAAAGUGCCAAUAGUGGGCAGAUGAGCUUUAGAUCUGGACACGGAGCAAUGGAAGAAGGUGGCCUGGUCUGAUGAAUCACAUUUUCUUUUACAUCAUGUGGAUGGCCAGGUGCGAGUCAUCGCUUACCCGGGGAACACAUGACACCAGGAUACACUAUGGGAGGAAGACAAGCCGGCGGAGGCAGUGUGAUACUUUGGGCAAUUUUCUGCUGGAAACCUUGGGUCCUGCCAUCCUUGUGGAGUUUCUUUGACACAGACAACCUACCCAAGCAUUGUUGCAGACCAUGUACACCCUUUCAUGGAAACAGUAUUCCCUGGUAGCUGUGGACUCUUUCAGUAGGGUAAUGCGCCCUGCCACAAAGCAAAAAUGGUUCAGGAAUUGUUUUGAGGAGCACAACAACGAGUUUGAGGAGUUGACUUGGCCUCCAAAUUCCUCAGAUCUCAAUCCAAUCGAGCCUCUGUGGGAUGUGCUGAACAAACAAGUCCAAUCCAUGGAGGCCCCACCCCACCACUUACAGGAUUUAAAGGAUCUGCUGCUUACGUCUUGAUGCCAGAUACCACAGCACAACUUCAGGGGUCUAGUGGAGUCCAUGCCUCGAGGGGUCAGGGCUGUUUUGGGACCAACACAAUAUUAGGAAGGUGGUCAUAAUGUUAUGCCUGAUCAGUGUAUAUAUAUAUAGCAUGGAGGAAUAUGAUUGUCUAGCCCUGAAAUGACCCUCCAGACAUGCAGUAUAACAUUUGUUGAAGAUGCUGAAGUCUGUCAUGCUUUUCCUUUCUCAAGUGACUUGAUUUCUCUUACCAGAAGGAAUUAACGUGAUGUAUGUGACCACCUUCCUGCGUUAUGUUAGGCUUGGUGGUAGAUGUGUUUGUGCUCGUAUGGUUCAGAGGAGGAAUCUCUCAGGAGCGGAUGCCAUUAAUGCCCUGCGGCCCUUUUACUUUGCAGUACACCCUGAUUUCUUUGGCCGGCAUCCAAGAGAGAGAGAAGUAAAUGACAACUCCCUGAAAAGGCUAAAUGGUUAUCUGGAAAAUCUUCAGAAGCCUGGGGCAAGAUCCCCCAAACCUGCAAACCUCACUUUUUAUGUCAGGGACACAAAAGAAAAAGCAGACUCCAGUGGUAGUCUGCUAGCCUCAGAAUUCCGUUCGGUGACCUUCACCCUGCAGUCUAAGGAUGUUCUGAGCACAGUGUUGGAUGUUCUGAGGUCCUGUAGCCUCUCGGUUGAACAUAUGCAAGAUGUGCUCAAGGAUGAGACAGAGAAGAGCUCGACACAACAGCCUGGAACAGCUUUCUAUCGGCCCAUCAAAUGGGACAAGACUUAUUACACUUUCACAGGAUUCAGGGACCCAGAGCAGGAGUUAGAACAAGCCAGAAGAGUCGAGCCCACACUCAGUUUAUGGCUGAGAAACAAUGAGUCAGAGGCCACAAAGAAACAGAAUGCAAGUCUUCCGCGGCGUGAAGAGCUGAAAAGACUGAAAAGAGAGCUGAUUCAGAAACUUGGUUUGUUGGAUAUCAGGUGGCAGCGCAAAUGGGGAGUUGCACACAAAUGCAGUCAGCUGCAGAGUCUGGGUCGGCUCUCCACACAAAUCCCUGAGGCUCUGCACAUCUUGAGCGGUCACGUAAUAGUUUUUACUGACCAAUCAGGGAUGAAUGCCUCAGGGCAUGUUAUGUUAGGAACAAUGGAUGUCCACCAUCAGUGGACAAAGCUCUUUGAAAGAUUGCCGAGUUACAGAAGCCUGUUCCAGCAGUCGGACUGGCUGAAGGAGCGCAUCAGUCACCUGUUGGGAGGGAUUCAGGUGAUCCACAUCGAGCGGAUGGGUCCUGCUCUGCCUCUGGAGGAACAUUACAGUACCCUCAACACUUUCCACAAGAGACUGUUCCCUCAGCGCCUCUCCCUGCACCCCCGCAGCAUGCAAGGCCUCACAAUGAGCUUGGAAAAUGACCGCUCCACCCCCUGCCUGCAUGAGAUGGGCCACUUCAUCAUCCCCACUAUGUGUGACACCCUCCAGCUCCAGAACUUCCUCCAGAGCCAGGCCCAGGAGGCCCGGAGACGCAUGCGACGCAAAGACAAGUUGGAGGCAGAGGAAGAAGACAUCAUUUCGAGCUGUCUGCAGGACUUGUCUCUGCACAGUCUGUCUAAAGAGCCCAGUGUGUCGAGCAGUCAGAUGAUCCCCUGCUGCAGGCGUCUGAUGGAGGAGAGAUCCCCGCAGAUGCAGGGCCUUCAUCUCUACAUCUCUCACUUCUAUUCAGUCAUGCAGGAUGGGGAUCUGUGUAUUCCCUGGGACUGGAAGGGCUGAAACACUCUAUUUGGACUUUAUCACUGUGCCUCUCAGGCUCAGGUGUAGUCAAAUAAUAUUUUGAAGAUGUUGGCCUAGUGUAUAGGCAUAAUCAUAAAUGCACUUUCUUUCUAAAAUACUAGCACAUAGUGUUGUGCUUCUGAGGCAGUGGGCCCCAGUCAUGUGAUGUUAUAACUUUGCAUAGAAGGUUUGAUGUUUAUUUGCACUGCCAAACCAUACACAUUACUCAUGAGCCGAUUGUGUCUCAAUCUAUUAUAAAAAAUAGCUCUUGGAAAAACUGAUAAGGCUCUUUUUUGUCUUAAAAAAAUCAGCUGCUAGUUACACCAUAUCAGAGGUUUAUAAUACUGGAAUUCUAAUCAUGUUUUGGUUAGUUUAACAUGCAACUUUAGGUUUUUUAAUGCACACUUUAGGUUGGUUCUGAUUUUCAGUGUAGUGUUGGAAUCAUGCUCCAUAUGAGUGACUGAGUCUUCUUUAUUUCAAAACCCCAGUGUUCCCGACUGACAGAAGAUAAACACAUUUACUAACUUUAAUACUAUCUGCCAAAAUCUAAAAUGCACAGUCUAAAUUCAGAUGUGUUUUGACAAAAGAUUUUGUCUAAAUGCUAAAUAUAUCCAAGUAUUAAAAAAUGGAAAAGUGUUCUCUUCAGAUGUAGUGUACUGUAUGUACAUUAUCAAUCCUAAAUGCUGUAAUAUUGUCUGUCUUGAGAUGUAGUGUACAGUGUAUCCAUGUUGUUUGCUGCUAUUGUGUUUCAAAGGUUUAUACUGUGAUAUCUGUAUGUAUGAUAAAUAUCCAACUGUGUAACCACAAAAUUUAAACAAUGGUUCAGAUGUUACCAGUCAGUAUUGUAUACAUUGUUAAUAUGUACCUUUUUGGUUUACAAUGUUUACAAGAUUUUGCCAUUGACAUCUUGACAGACAAGUCCGUGAAUUUUCCUCUCUAACAGGUAUGAAUAAAUGAUAAUAUAAUGAUAAUAAUAA